Messenger RNA from Sugiyamaella lignohabitans, 1059 nucleotides. It is a transcript of the gene RPA43, whose product is annotated as DNA-directed RNA polymerase I subunit RPA43. Lineage: Eukaryota; Fungi; Ascomycota; Dipodascomycetes; Dipodascales; Trichomonascaceae. Gene Ontology annotation, biological process: DNA-templated transcription initiation; DNA-templated transcription. The transcript has a single exon. Gene Ontology annotation, cellular component: RNA polymerase I complex. Bases 1 to 1059 code for a protein of 352 amino acids. The record is from RefSeq and is a predicted model, not a curated record.
AUGGGUGCUGAAGCAGAGACUAAGAAAAGAAAGCUGUCGGUGGAGCAGCUUGAAUCAUCAAAAAGACCAAGGCAGGAGGAGGAUGAGUCGGCACAAACUACUACAAGCGUAGUAGAGGUCACGUCGUCUAUUGCUACUCCUAGCCAGUGUUUCUACAAGGUAUCAGUGUCUUUAUAUGUUUCCUUAGCUCCUGUGCAUCUGAACGAUCCUGUGUCGGGCAUAAAAUCUCAACAUUUAGACCCAUUGCUGAUGACAUUCUUCCCAGAGGCUGGUGGGGUGGUUUUGGCUCAUUAUAAUUUAGAACUAUGCGGUCAAGAUAAAAGACCUGCUAAAAGUUCAUCCAAGCCAUCUGAUGACUUGGAUGGUGAAACUGACGAGUCCGGCCCCAUCGCCGUGGCUAAAAUCAUGUAUGAUAGUCCAUUUGCAUUCAUGUGGAUCAAUGUGGACCUGUUAGUAUGGAAACCUCGAGCUGGCGACAUUGUAGAGGGCUGGAUUAAUAUGCAAUCUCCAUCACACAUUGGUCUAUUGAUUCAUGAUACAUUUAACGCUAGCAUCAAAAGGGAUGCCAUUCCCAGGGAUUGGAGAUUUGUUCCUAACCAAGAAGACGAAGCAGAAGAUGGUGAAGACCACACACCUAAUGACCAAGAGCAGGAGUCCGCUGAAGAUGUUACUGCUGCCACAACUGGCAUAGAAGAAGAAGGGGUCAAUGAUGAGAAAUUGAUUAAUACAAGUGCUGAAAAUAGUGGCACAAGUAAAGCUAGCAAAGGAGCCCUAGUGAGCCCACCGCGUUCGCUGGGAUACUGGGUCGAUGGCAACGGACUGCGUGUCGAUGGUAAGCUUAACUUUACUGUGAGAGUUUUCAACGUAUCUGGUAGAACAGUCUCAGUACAAGGUUCACUACUUAAACCAGGCGCAGUGAAGGAAGACCUCACCCAGCCCUACAGAAAAACUGAAGAUGAUAUCCAAGUCCAUGGCGUUCCAAAAGCUAAGCAUGUCACCUUUGUUGACGACUUAGAGGCUAGCAGCCAGUCCCCGAACACUGGCGAUGACUCCAAUUAA